Messenger RNA from Triticum turgidum subsp. durum (durum wheat), 246 nucleotides. Lineage: Eukaryota; Viridiplantae; Streptophyta; Magnoliopsida; Poales; Poaceae. The record is from the annotation of a GenBank genome assembly.
AUGGCGUUUCUGGGAGGAUCAUUGCGCGUGACGAGGAGCAUUAGCAGCCGGAAGAUGAUGGAAGGGAAGAAGAGCCACGGCGCGUCCGGGUUGUGGCGGCAAGCACCGGCGCCCGUGAGGCAGCUGUUCUGGAGGGUGAGGCGCUCCAUGCUACGGCCGAAGCGCCGUGCCGUGAGUUUCGGGUACGACCUCAAGAGCUACUCCCAGAACUUCGACGACGGCCUCGUCCCUGUCCACCGUCUCUAG